UUUUCAAGGCGUCCCUAAGGCGUCGCCUAGGCGACGCUUAGGCGUCAGGGCGCCCUGCGAGGGCAAGGCGUCCACCUCGCCUUAGGUGGGUGUCUAAGGCGUCCGCCUUAAGCUAUAAGGCGUCCGAGGCGUCUGCCUAGGCGUCCGAGGCGUUGCCUUAGUCCAUUUUGGACGCCUUAGCUUGCCAGGCAGGCAGGGGAGCUGUUUUAGGCGGGAAACAGAGUUUUGGCGGGAAACUGGAAUCAUGUUGGCGCCAACAGGUAAGAGGGGAGAAAGAGAGAGAGAGAAACAGCCCCCAAUCCACACACUCCUCCCCCUCCUUCUCUUCAGUGGCUCCUCUCCAGCAGAUCUGGUUCCUCCUCCUCUCCAGCAGCUCCUCCCCCUCCUCUCCAACGGUUCCUCCUCUCCAGCAGCUCCUCCUCUUCCUCCUGUCUAGCAGCUCCUCCUCAUCCUCCUGUCCAGCAGCUCCUCCUCUGCAGUACAGCAACAACAAGCAAGAGCAACAGUAAGGUAGUAGAAGUGUAGCACCAUGGAUGGAAAUGCAGCAGCUGAUGGGGGUGAGCCCACCUACGAUCCAAUGAAAGAUCCAACAAGGAAGCCACAACGGUCAAAUGAUCCGGGAUGGAACUAUGGAUAUUGGUCUGAGCCUCCAAAUCGGGAUCUUGUUGUGUGCGCUCUUUGUGGCAAGAUAACUUCUGGAGGGAUCAAGAGGCAUAAAGAGCAUCUUGCGGGCGUCGGGGGAGAUGCAAUUGGUUGUCCUAAGGCCACCACACAAUUGAGGAGAGAAAUGGGAACAUAUUUGGAGCAAAAUAGGAGGAUCAAGGGAGUAGUAGAUGUAGAUGAUGUUCAGGAGGUUGUGGAGGUGAGUUCAGUUGGAGCAAACAUCGCCUCUAAAAGGCCAAGCUCAGGGACAGCAGCCAAACAGAAUAAGAAAGCGUUUAUCACCAACAUGCAAGGUAAAAAGAAGUCUGUUUCUGUUGUGUCUGCCGCCAAUAGUUCCAAGCCAAUUGUUGCCAUGCUACGAAGAACACCCGAGGAUCUUGUAGAUGAAAGACGCUCUGGGUGUUCUCAAAGCACCAUGGAGUCCAGCACAAAGACUCCAGAAGAGAGGCAGUAUGUCAAUAUGCAGUGGGCAUUGUUCUUUUACGAGUGUGGCAUUCCAUUCAACGCUGCAAGUAGUAGGCAGUUUGAGGUUGCAAUUGAAGCCUCUUGUCAAUAUGGGUCAGGUUACAAGCCUCCUAGUGCACAUGAGCUGAGAGAGAAAUUGCUUAAUGAUUGUGUGAAGGAAACAGGACUUUUGAGGAGGCAACACGAGGCAGCAUGGAAAAAAUAUGGAUGCACACUCAUGUCGGAUGGCUGGUCGGAUAAAAGAGGACGCCAUUUGAUUAACUUCCUUGUUAAUAGUCCAGAGGGCACUUUCUUCUUGGAGUCGGUUGAUGCCUCAAGUGUAUGUCAUGAUGGUGAUAUGAUAGCUGAUUUGCUUGAGAAGAGAAUUCUGGAUGUUGGAAAAGAGAAUGUGGUACAAGUUAUCACCGAUAAUGGUGCUAAUUACAAGAAAGCUGGCCACCUUCUAAUGGAGAGGAUGCCUACUCUAUAUUGGAGCCCGUGUGCAUGUCAUUGCUUGGACCUAAUGUUGGAAGAUAUAGGAAAGUUGAAGGCAUUUAAGAAGCCUAUUGCAGGGGCUAGACGUGUCACAACUUUCAUCUAUAGACAUGGAAGACUUCUUAGUCUAAUGAGGAAGGCCACGGGUGGGGAUCUUGUGAGACCAGCAGCCACUCGUUUUGCCACAGCCAUCCUCACACUUAGGAGUUUGGUCAAGAACAAGGCUGCAUUGAGGAGUUUAUUUACAUCUGAAGAAUGGGUUGGAAACAAGUUAGCAAAAACACAAGUUGGCUUGAAUGUGCAAGAGAUUAUACUUUCAACGGAGUGGUGGAGCGCAAUUGAGGACUGCCUUAGAGCUUCAACUCCACUUCUUAGAGUUCUUAGAGUAGCAGAUGGUGAUGAGAAGCCUGCCAUGCCAGAGAUUAAAGCACUUAUGAUUUAUGCAAAGGAGAGGAUCAAUCUAGGUUUCCCUCAACAAAACAAGCAACCAUUGCUCAAGAAGAUCUUGGCCAUUGUUGAUAAGCGUUGGGAGAAUCAAAUGGAUCAUCCAUUGUAUGGGGCUGCUCUAUUUUUGAACCCAGGAAAGUUCUUUCCUAUUGUAAGCAGAAAUGAUGAUGCCUUAGUUGGGGAGCUUAGGAGCUGCUUUAAUGAUGUGCUUGCAAAAAUGGUACCGGAUGCCAAUGUUCGAAAAAAGAUUGAUCAACAAUCUGUGCUCUAUGAGCAACAGCGAGAAAGCUUUUCUAAUCCAUUGGCACUCGAGACCAUGAGCACAAGAAACCCUCUUGAUUGGUGGAGUUCAUUUGGUGGUCGGCCAUUGACCUACAAAGGUUUGCAAAGCGCAUUGUUAGUCUUUGUGCUUCAUCAUCUGGUUGUGAGAGGAAUUGGAGCACGUUUGAAUUUAUCCAUACAAAGAAAAGGAACAGAUUACAAUGGAAAAGGUUGAAUGAUCUUGUCUUUGUUUCAUACAACCGGAAGAAUAUGCAACGGUUU
Triticum aestivum (bread wheat) is the source of this 2592-nucleotide messenger RNA. RefSeq lists its product as uncharacterized. NCBI's taxonomy places the organism in Eukaryota, Viridiplantae, Streptophyta, Magnoliopsida, Poales, Poaceae. The transcript is spliced from 4 exons. Bases 530 to 2545 code for a protein of 671 amino acids. The record is from RefSeq and is a predicted model, not a curated record.